Molecule: messenger RNA, 1195 nt
Organism: Rattus norvegicus (Norway rat)
Lineage: Eukaryota; Metazoa; Chordata; Mammalia; Rodentia; Muridae
Gene: Clic2
Product: CLIC family member 2
Exons: 6
Coding region: 212-949 (245 amino acids)
Biological process (GO): chloride transmembrane transport; cellular oxidant detoxification
Cellular component (GO): membrane; cytoplasm
Molecular function (GO): chloride channel activity
Source: RefSeq, marked provisional
GGAAAAUAAAUCAAGAGCUUCUUUUAGUGUCUAGAACUUUCCACAUCCCAAUCCUGCAAGAGGAAAGAUUGGCCCAGGUUUGACUCGGUGAACAAGUUAAACUCUCAGAACAUCGACAUUCCAUGCAAUUUUGGAAAUAACUCAAGGAAGAGUCCACGAGUGUCCUGGCUUCACAAAGACGCUGGGGGCUGACGAUUGACAGUAAAAGGAGAUGGCAAGCUUAGCGCUCAACACCCAAGCAGACCCUGAAAUUGAGCUCUUUGUGAAGGCUGGAAGUGACGGAGAAAGUAUUGGAAACUGUCCUUUCUGCCAACGCCUUUUUAUGAUACUCUGGCUUAAGGGAGUUAAAUUUAAUGUGACUACUAUUGAUACAGCCAGAAAACCUGAAGAACUGAAGGACUUAGCCCCAGGUACCAACCCACCAUUCUUGAUAUAUAACAAAGAGUUGAAAACAGACUUCAUUAAAAUUGAGGAGUUUCUAGAGAAGACACUCGCUCCUCCAAGGUAUCCUCAUCUGAGUCCCAAGUACAAGGAAUCUUUCGAUGUGGGCUGUAAUCUCUUUGCCAAAUUUUCUGCGUACAUUAAGAAUACACAAAAGGAAGCAAAUAAGAAUUUUGAAAAAUCUCUGCUUAGAGAAUUUAAACGUUUGGAUGACUACUUAAAUACCCCACUUCUGGAUGAAAUUGAUCCUGACAGCACCGAGGAACGUACACUUUCCAGAAGACUGUUCUUGGAUGGGGAUCAACUAACACUGGCUGACUGUAGUUUGUUGCCCAAACUGAACAUUAUUAAAGUUGCUGCGAAGAAGUACCGUGACUUUGACAUUCCAGCAGAAUUCUCAGGAGUCUGGCGCUAUCUCCACAAUGCCUACGCCCGUGAAGAAUUUGCCCACACAUGUCCUGAAGACAAAGAAAUUGAAAAUACCUAUGCAAGUGUGGCUAAACAGUAGAGACAUCUCUUUCAGAAGCAAAAGCUCUCUUUGUUACCUAAUUUCACUUUGUGCCUUAUUAGAAAGAUUAUUGGAAAUAAUAACAUAGAAAAUACUAUUUCCUCUAGUCAAUCUAGUAAUAUAAAAAAUAGAAAAAAAAUAGAAAAGUUUUCCAUUAGCCAUAAACAAUUCAACCGCUUUGUAUCUUGCAGAUGGCUGUAUUUUCAUUUCAAUUAUUCCUGCAACAAACACUGAAUCUUAAAAACA